GGUGUGGGUGGCAUGUCUGAAAAUUGACCCUAUUGACCCCUUUGCAUACUAUUCUAUUUAAUGCUCAUUGCUUACAACGUGUUGUAAAUACAAAUUAUAGACUGAUUGCAGUGAAUCCCUUCACACAAUUACAAGUACAGUAAGAUCUGAAUACCACCGUCAUCCAACCAAGAGCAACUACCCCGUCCUGCUGUUGUGCAUGCACUAUGAACUAUGACUCACUAAAUAGCGAAACAUUUGGAGAAGCUUCAGCUGGUGACUGGAGAGUGGGACAUGAGGCAUAUGUACGCAGUAGCUCCUCUGGUCCUGACUCCACAGAUGAUGAGGCAUUGAGUGAUGGGCUAACUCAACAACUGAAGGGACUUUGGCCCACAUCACCAGGUGGACAAUCGUCUCUACCCAACAUCUGGUCCUCCCCUGAGUUACCACACAGACACACACAACAGCGUGGUGAUGUGAUAGGGUCACCCACUAUACCAGUGGGAGGGAGAGUACUCACAGUAGAGGAACUGGAACAGCAUGUAUCUCCUCUUGAGACCCCACCCACACAACGCCCACUCAGACCACCCCCUGGUAUUAGAAUGCCACAACUACCACCUCAUCCGCUCAUGGGUCAUAACCAACGAAUGGGAUUGCCUCCUCCAUUUCUGAUGCGAGGGGGACUUCCCCCCCAGAGGUACCCCAUGUAUAUGAGACCUCCUCCCCCCAUGUUCCAACAUCCCCCUCAUCAUCGUGUACUACUACCGCCCUCAGCCUUCCACCAUCACCCUCCUCCUCAACAGCAGUACAGGUGGCCACCACAACAACAUAGUGAGAUGAUGCCAGUGCGGAGGAGCAGGAGAAGUGAAUACUUAGGAGAGAUGAAAUCAGAUGGUUCAGGGUUCAUGACACAGAGGGAGAAAGAGUGGGUCAUCAAGAUACAGCUCAUCCAGCUACAAUCCUCUGAUCCAGCCAAAGAGGACUACUACUAUAUGAACUAUAUCAAACGCAAGCAAGAGGGUAGACAGACCACCUCCUAUGAAUCCAAUGAAGGCCUGGCACUACCCACUGUUGAGCAUGAGGACAGGAAGUACACACCCACUGAGUUUACUGGAGCACUGGGAAAGUUAUCAGUGUCUAGUCUAGGUGCUCCUAGACGAAGGAUUGAUGUGGGCGUGGCCGGAGGUGAGGCCGGCAUGGAAAUCACUCGCAAGAAAACAGCUAUCAUAAUCAUAGAGAAGUUGUUCCCACAACUACUUGAGUUGGAAGAGCUGGAUAAGAAGUAUCAAGUUGCCAUGGAUACAGAGUUGAGAGCAAACAUAUUGACUGUGCUGCAAGUCAAGACACACUCUUCAAAGAGUGAGCUGGCUCUGUUCUAUCAGAUACUGGCCGUGCGUAAAGGCAAGAGACUCAUCAAGAGACUGCUCCCUCUUUUAACUGAUGAGCAAGGCCAGUGGAUACUGUGUGCUGUAUUGCAGAACCUCCCCUCUAUUGUUAGAAGAGAUACAACUGAUCAGGUACUUCCUGAGUGGACCCCCUGUGUAAGCCACCUCCUCUCUAAACUGCCACUCUCAUCACUCAACACGUGUCUACACGCUCUCUUGGAGGGGGGAACUACUGGCCUAGGGAAGGUGGCACAGACACAGUUUGGAGCUAGACUACUGAACGAGCUAUUAACGAAGGGCCAUGCUCAACCUAACCACCAGAAGACUGACAAGGAGACAUGGCACCAGCUGUCUGGUCAUCUGAUGACAGCGCUGACCCCCCACAGAGAUCACAUGACCUCCCAACAGCCACACAUUGUAGCACUACUACAAACACUCGACAAUACUAGCCUAUAAUAUAAUUAUACACGCUCACGCUCCCUGCAUGUACGCUGUUCAUUUACUCUGAAUCUGUUCUGUCAGAUCUUGUGCAUAAUUAUAUUUUUCAUACCAUCUUAUAUCCUUUUUUGCA
Molecule: messenger RNA, 1935 nt
Organism: Halichondria panicea
Lineage: Eukaryota; Metazoa; Porifera; Demospongiae; Suberitida; Halichondriidae
Product: protein PAT1 homolog 1-like
Exons: 13
Coding region: 207-1820 (537 amino acids)
Biological process (GO): deadenylation-dependent decapping of nuclear-transcribed mRNA; P-body assembly
Cellular component (GO): P-body
Molecular function (GO): RNA binding
Source: RefSeq, a predicted model, not a curated record